GGACUUGCAGAAGCGGUUCAAAAACGAAUUUCUUCCCCCGGAUUACGAAUACCGUGUCCUAGAGGAAUUGCAUGAGCGUACUCAACAUCCUGAGGAAAGCUUAUCUGAAUUCGUUCGGGCAUUGCAGGAUCUGCACAGCAGAGCGGAUCCCACUGCUACGGAAGAGCAGCGCGUCGCACGGGCUAUCCGUCAGUGCCACCCGCGCUUCCGGCCCUACUUAAGAGCCCAUCGCUUUAAAACCCUUGAGGCGUUGGCCCAGGAGGCUCGUUCAAUACAAGGCGACCUCCUGGCAGAGCUUGAAUAUCGGCCCCCUCCACCCCCGGAGCUAGCGUUGGAACCGCGCUGCGCGUGGUCGGGAGGAGCCGCCUCGGUCGAACGCCUGCAUGCAACAGGUUUGGGUGACAACCCCGUAAUUCAUACAAUGCGGAGUCAUCCCACCGAGCCCUAGAUCCGUUCCUCUAUGACCAGAGGACGAUCCCCGCAGGAACGAGCCUUGACAUACCCGUCCCGCCACGAAGUCGCGGUCAACCUGGCCUUUCAGCUAGCGAAACCCCACGGCAGCGGGAGGGGCAUCACCCUGCGCCCCCGCAGCCACGAGCGCCCAACGGCUGUUGGAAAUGCGGCAGCCCUGACCAUUUUCGUCGGGAAUGCCCGCGACAAAGACCAAACACCCGUAAUGUGCCAUCGGGGAAACGGUCGCAGCCGGCGUCCAUGAAUGCUCGCUCAACGACGUCGGCAAGUUGCGAAAAAAGCGAGCAGACGGUUACUAUCCGUGGCCUUGAUCAGUCAAAAACUAGCUUUGCAAGCGGUAAGAUAACGCAAAGAGAUGCUUUGGCUCCUCUUGCUUUUUCUCUCCGAGAUUACAUCGAGGAUUCAUUACAUCGCCGUUCGAAUUUUUGGUAAAGAUUACAUCGCCCUUAUCGACACGGAAGCUACGCUUUUCCUUAUCGGGGACUGUGUUUACGAACAUUGCGUUUCACGGCAUGUGGAAUUGCAAUCCAGAGAAGUCACUCUACGUCUUGCUUCCAAUGACGCCGUUCCAGCACAAGCUGCAGUUGUGCUCUGGGUACGUUUGGAUGGGAGACGACGAAAGCAGCGCUUCGUGCACCUUCCUGGCCUGGCAGUUCCUGUUAUCCGGGGCAGAGACUUCAUCAUCCGGCAGAAGUUGGUGCUGGACCUGCCCAAUGGAGGAUACGUGUACCACGGCUCGUCGGGAUUUUUCCGCUUCGCCGCAGCACGGGACCACUGCACAGCAAGCUGUGGCAGCGUCCGUUGAAACUUCUGGGCUGCCGUCUGUCUUGGGAUCAUUCCAUGGUCCUGAGGAGCAACGCCGUCAGCUUGAACAAGUACUGCGGCAGCUUGACGGAAUCUUUACCGAAAAACCGGGAACACUUGGAACACCUGUCAAUCGUCCUUACAAGGAUGACCGAAGCGGGCAUAACGAUCAACCCCCGCAAGGUGCAGCUGGCAUCGUCUAGGAUCAGCCUUCUCGGCUUUGUAGUGGACGGAGGGACCAUCCGUCCUAACGACGACAAGCUAAAGGCGAUCACGGAGUUUCCGGUUCCCGGUAACGUCAAAGCCUUGCAGCGCUUCCUAGGAAGUUCGACCUUUACCUGGACAGCAGAACCUUCUCUGUCCAGACUGACCACCAGGCACUUUCUUGGCUGCAGCGGCUCCAUAACCCGUCUGGACGACUUGCCAGGUGGGCCCUGAUGCUACAAGGCUACUCCUUCAACAUGGAGUACAGGCAGGGCUCAACGAACGUGGUAGCAGACGCGCUGUCCCGCGCGCCUCUACCGGAGGGGGAAGAGGAAGGCACCGAGGCGCCUUCUCAACUUCUGGCAGCAGCACAGGUGGCACGAGACGUAUCUUCGUCUUGGGGCACGGUCGUGAGCAGAGAGCAGCUCCUAGACGCUCAGAGAGCGGACGGCCUUUGUCAGCGGGUGUCGCAGUGGAUAGCUGUGCAAGACUCGGCGGACACCGGAACGACUGACGGACGGCACGACUCCUAUCUGCUGGGCGAGGAUGGCGUCCUGUUCAGAUACAUACCCCAGCCGGAUGAGGACGACGGCUCAUCCCCGUUCAGAGUCGUGGUGCCACGAAAGUUGCGACACUGACUUCCCAGAGAGUGUGAGAAAAACUACUCGACACCUUUUACCGGUUCGGGUUUCCCGCACAGCUGAUCACCGACAGCGCAACCUACUUUACAACCAGCACCACCGUGAUUGGGAUCUUCGCCUGGCGGAACUGGCGUUCGCUACACGGAUGACGGUCAACAGAUCUACAGGCUUCACCUCGGCGUUCCUCAACUUGGGACGAGAGGCCCCUUUUCCAGUGGAGAAUGCUCUGGGCCUCCGAGAUGGUGCUACCCGGCCUCCUUAUUCAAGGUUUGCUGAGGACCUCCGGAGUCGACUGGACGAUGCAGCCCGGACGGCUCGGGAGAACCUGGACGUCGCAAGGUUGGACCAGGCUCGCCAGUACAACCGUGGACGUCGGAACCUCAAUUACAGCGUCGGUGACUUCGUCCUUCGACGGACUCACCCGCUAAGUGAUGCGUCACGAGCCUUUGCAGCUUCACUCGCAGAUAGGUGGGAUGGCCCCUUCAAGAUGCAGCGUCGCUCGGUUCCCGGAACCCGCCGUCAGACCGCGAGAACCCGUGAGCCCUUCAUCCCACCGCAUCGACCAGCCUCCCACUCCCGCCCGGCACAGAACACUCUCCGUGUUACGGGCUCGGCUUCCGUCCGGCAGCACUCUGUGGCCACCUGGACCGUGGUGUCCCACGACAUGCCAGUGUCCUGGGCCUCCCGAUCACGCUGGACUGCCCAGCCGCGACCUCUCCACGGGGACGACCUCAGCCGCACUUCAGCCCCCUUCCGGGGACUAAUUCUCUCCGAGCGGCACCCGGCCGACCCCCUGCAGCCCCUGACAGCAGAGGAGAGAAGACUACUGUGUCCGGUGUGUGAAGUCCCGGAGGUACAUCGAACUACCCACCGCCGGGGACCCCUCCAUCAGGCCCGUACUGAAGCUGCCCGCACGGCCACCGACGUCAACAGUGCACUGGCCACGCUGAGGCGCCUUCGGCCUGAAUUGCUGACAGAGACCCACCCCCCUCAGGCUCCUGUGGUACCACAGGCACCACGACCGCCGCCCAACGCGGAAGACAUCCUCCUCGACCUUCCGGAAGAUUAUUGUCUGUAUAAUCUUCUGAGGGGGGGGGGGAGUGUGGGAUAUCUAAUCAGAAGAUACGGGGCACGCAGUGCCCCAGCGACAGCAAGGGGGCGUGGCAGACGAACGUCGUAUAAAAGCGGGGGUCUCGUUAAAACUGGGGUCAUUUUCGCUUGGCUUUGUCUCGACGGCUGAGAGGACAAUAAAUCUGGUAUGUUUG
Molecule: messenger RNA, 3385 nt
Organism: Ornithodoros turicata
Lineage: Eukaryota; Metazoa; Arthropoda; Arachnida; Ixodida; Argasidae
Exons: 6
Coding region: 2026-3360 (444 amino acids)
Source: RefSeq, a predicted model, not a curated record